Molecule: messenger RNA, 1112 nt
Organism: Anguilla rostrata (American eel)
Lineage: Eukaryota; Metazoa; Chordata; Actinopteri; Anguilliformes; Anguillidae
Gene: cd164
Product: CD164 molecule, sialomucin
Exons: 6
Coding region: 232-900 (222 amino acids)
Cellular component (GO): cytoplasmic vesicle
Source: RefSeq, a predicted model, not a curated record
GUCUAGUCCGUAGCCACGAAUAUGUUAAAACUGCGGGGCAGGGCAGCUAUUCAUAAAAGCACCUAUCUUCGCUGCCUCCUCCCAGUAUCAGUAAAAACUGCCACAUGACCUGUAUAGCAGGAAGUUGAGUGGACCCACAGAAACCCCGUAUACAGCAGAAAUUAGUGUCUCUCACACUUUUCGGCACUUGUUACCUAGCGUGCUGUUGUAGGAAGAAGAGAAAAUAGAAAGAUGUACUGGAGACUUUUGUUGGUUACAUUUUCACUUGCCUUGCUGCGUAGUACGACAGCUGGAGAUAGUGGUGGCUGCUCAGUGCUAACAAGCUGUCCGGAGUGCCAAAAAAACACAGACUGCACCUGGUUACAGUGCACAGAUUCAAGCCCCCAAAAUGGUUCCUGCGUGAGCGCUGUGAAUUACACCAGUGUGAGCCUGGCCUGUGAGCCAGUCGCUAAUGGAUCCUGCUCAGGCGACCUCGCACCAGGUGACCCUACGACCGUCAAACCCGCUGCCUCUACCACUGCCAAAACGACGGACGCUCCCACUGCCAAACCAGCUGUCACCACGGCCGCCCCCGAACCUGCAAACACUACUGCUGUCGUCCCGAGCAACGCCACCACCGCGGCUCCAACUGCAGCUCAUACAAACGCAUCCACGACAGCGGCGGGUCCCACCAAGGCCCCGACUCCGCCCGCCAACACCACGGCAACGGCCGCUCCUCCGUCAAACUCCACCCUCACCACCCAGGCCCCGGCCCCCCCCACCGCCGCGCCGCAGAAGAAGUCCACCUUCGACGCGGCCAGCUUCAUCGGAGGCAUCGUGCUGGUGCUGGGCCUGCAGGCCGUCGUCUUCUUCCUCUACAAGUUCUGCAAGUCCAAGGACCGCAACUACCACACCCUGUAACUACCACACCCUGUAAAACGUUCCUCACACUGAGGCCCGUAACUACCACACCCUGUAAAACGGGCCUCAGACUGGGGCCCGUAACUACCACACCCUGUAAAACGUUCCUCACACUGAGGCCCGUAACUACCACACCCUGUAAACAGGCCUCAGACUGGGGCCCUUGGCCCUUCGAACAGUGUUUCCGAGCAGUUUCCUUUGAUUCCCCAGCA